This is a messenger RNA of Drosophila albomicans, 1808 nucleotides long. RefSeq names its product myeloid leukemia factor (gene Mlf). The record is from RefSeq and is a predicted model, not a curated record. Gene Ontology annotation, biological process: regulation of DNA-templated transcription. Gene Ontology annotation, cellular component: nucleus; cytoplasm. The coding region runs from base 109 to 1326 and encodes 405 amino acids. Lineage: Eukaryota; Metazoa; Arthropoda; Insecta; Diptera; Drosophilidae. The transcript has 5 exons.
CAUUGUCAAACGGUCACAUUGACUUCGAGAAAACUCGUGAAAUUGUAAAAAACAAGCAGAAAAAUACAAUUUAAUUAUUGCCAACACAGUAAAUAACUUUAAAUAAAUAUGUCAUUGUUUGGAGCGUUAAUGGGCGAUUUUGAUGAUGAUCUCGGAUUCAUGAACAAUCACAUGAACCAUCACAUGAACGCAAUGAAUAUGCAAAUGCGGUCAAUGAAUCGCUUGAUGAAUUCCUUUAUGCCCGAUCCGUUCAGUAUGCUCGCUCCAUCCCCAUUUGAUCCGGGAUUCCAGCAGGGCGCCCUUAUGGAACGCAGUCAACAGGCCAUGGCUCCAAUGGGCGGAGGACUCUUUGGUUUUCCACCAAUGCCAAGUUUCAAUCGCUUGCUUAAUGGUGCUGAUAUGGGCGCCACUAAUGGCGCUUCAUUUUGCCAAAGCAACGUCAUGACCGUAUCAACUGGUCCGGACGGACGUCCUCAGAUCUAUCAGGCUAGUAGCAGCACCAAAACUGGGCCAGGCGGAGUGCGAGAGACACGCAAGACCGUUCAGGAUUCGCGUACAGGUGUGAAGAAAAUGGCCAUUGGCCAUCAUAUUGGCGAGCGCUCGCAUAUUAUCGAAAAGGAGCAGGAUCUACGCUCUGGCCAGCUGGAGGAGCGUCAGGAAUUCAUCAAUCUGGAUGAGGAGGAGGCCGAGCAAUUUGAUCGCGAGUUCACAACGCGUGCCAAUCGUGGAGUCAUGCCACAUGGUGGUCAUCGCGGUGGCAUGCGCGCUAUACAGGCUCCAGUAUCGAGCGGUUCGACUGUAACUAUUGAGCCACUGGAUGAUGAUGAUGAUGAUUGUGUGAUCCAAGAGCCAUCGCACUCGGGUCGACCCGCAUUGCCAGCGCCGCCAACAGCUCCACACAGCAGCGACACAGCAGCAACAACAUCUUCGCCUCAUCGCAACGCCGCAAUUAUCACAAGUCCAGCGCCGUCAUCACCCACAGUCUACGGCGUUACAAAUAAUAACUAUUUGGGCGGAAACGGAAAUGCAUCGUCGUCGUCGCGUCGCGCCUAUCUGCGUAACGCACAACAUUUGGCCACGCCCCGUCGCCCACUGCGAACACCUUCGUCAUCACCGUUGGCCACAGUUUCCAGCGCUAGUCACAGCAUUGCCGGCUCGCCAAGUAUACAUCCACAUCCCUAUGCUGCAAAUCACGCAGCCGCACGCCGUCAACAGCGUCUAAAGCACCAUCACCAUCAUCAUCAAGGCAAUGGCAAUGGAGGAGCAACAGAAGAAGCAACUGAGCCCCGCAUCAAAUCGGCGAAGCGGAGCAACAAACCUCAAUAAUAAGCUAUUUGAAGCAACCAGCAUAAUAGAAUAACGCAUACCUAUGCAACAUUACACCCCCAAACACACGGUUAAUUUAGCCCCAAACUUCAAAUUGGUCACAUAAAAAAAAAAAAAAAAAACAAAUCUGAUAAAACAUUCAUACAGACAUUAUUUCACACGUAUUAUUACAUUCUGCAUUGCGAUCUUUACAAUUUUUGGCUUGACCAAUCCAUAAAUCGUAUAUACAUACAUAUAUAUAUAUAUAUAAUUUCCAAACAAAACUCAUUUGAAAUUAUAAUAUUUUGUAAGAAAUUGAAAUAGUUUCUGCCGGCAACAGGCAGUCAACACUUUUUGAUAUCCAUUGUUUUUCCCCUGACAUCACACACAAUCACACACAGCGACACCAAUACAAUGUUAAUGGAAAUUUUAAGUUGUAUUCAAUAUUAAAACAAUAUUUAAGCAACGGCACCAAUAUGGAUUUGGGCGUUUUGCAAAUAUUC